AGGAUCAGUAAUUGAGUUUUUAUAUUGAUUAUUUUCGUAGAUGGUAUCCCUCAGAACUUCACAGAAGAUUUAUGUCAACAAUUGUCAACGUCGCGGUGGUAUUAUAUUUAUAGGAAAUUCUCAAUUCGUUCAAAGGAAAUAUAUAUUAUAUGUAAUGUUUUAUUAUAAAUAAGUGUAAUAUUUAAAAAUAUGAAUACUUCUGUAGAAGGUAUUAUCGUGAACAAAUGUCAAUACGCCCCGAUAUACUUGAUACAGGAUCCUGGCGCCACUCAGGCGAAUACUUACGUGUUAACUCCGAGUACUGUAGACCCACCCAAACCUGUGAGCAAUAACCUGAAAACAUUCUACGAAAACAGUGGAAAUAUUGAAAAUGGAAUUAUAAACACUGACAUCAACGUAAGACCAAAUGCAGUCAAGAAAAAGGAAGGGGUUUUAAUAGGAAAUAACUUGAAACUGGCCAGUUUUUUGCUGCCUAAAACUGAAAAUGUAAAUAAACAAUACAUAGUCGAUAAUAUUGUUUUAAAACCUAACAUUACCACUACUAUAAGUAAUCCAGUACCAGUGAAUCAUCAUCCAGUAAAUACAGUACCAAAAAUAGAUAUUGAUAGAAAAAUAGUGAAACUUAAAGAGGUCCCGAUCAUCAACAGACAUCGGCCAGAGAAAGUCCUGCCAAAGAUUAAACCAAAAGAGAACACACCCAGUCCUACUCCGUCAAAGCAUACAUCAGUGCAAUUAAUAAAAUUAGGAGGAACUUAUCAUAGCCUUAAUCACUUAAGCAAUGACCAGAUCAAAAUGGUAAAUCAAGCAUUGAAAAUGUUCAAUGAUCCUGAUAAAACAAUGCCGGAGCCUACAUAUGAUCCGGUUACCAACACUAAAUAUAUUUAUAAGGUUGUAUCACCAAAAGACUUAACAGUGGUUGCAAAGAAGAAAAUGUUACUUAAAGACAAAAAGGGUCAUACAAAAAUUCCGAAGCGAAUUGAAGAAAAAGCCAUUAAACAAGUUAUACAUAAAGAAGUACCAAUUCCAAAAGAAAUUAUUGAAGAAGAACCUGAACCACCGGCUGAGGCUAAGGUCACAAGAAGUGGUAGGAAAGUAAAACUACCAAAGCAGAUCUUACCUGAGGGCUCACCGCAGAGGACUAAAAAGAAGAGUGGCACCAUUGUCACAUGCUUCCAGUGUUCUGCUGAUUUCGGCAGCCUAUACCGCCUUCAAAAACAUUACGAAAAUCAUCCCACACACAUACCUGCAAAAAUCCAUUCCAAUUUAUUCCAUUGUCUACUGGCGAUUAUCAAGAGUGGCUCCGAUGAAGAUAAGACUAAUAUAUUUAUACAGCAGUUGGAACAGCUUAUCGUGAAGCUGAAAUCAUUGCUGCCUUGCUUGUUAAAGAAAGUUGAUGGAAGCGAGGGUCAAUCUUGUACUAUUAAUGGCGAUAUUGGCAGAUUAUUUGGCAUGAAUCCCGGCAAAUACAAUUUCGAUGUGGAAGCCUUGAAUUGUGUGAAAGACAAAAAUGGAUACUGUAUUCACAAUCCACCAAAAAUCAAUCACUUCAACAAAGAUCAAAGUAAACCGGUUCCGAACAUACUGAAGCACUCAGAACUGUUAGUACCGGAGAGUGAAACAGAAAACUGCGCAAGAAUCAACUCCGUGGCAAAGUGGCCCACCGUCAGUAAGAGGAUAUGGAAGCUCAAACAGAAAACACAUGAACAAAGUGCAAAGAAAAUGAGACUGAAAUCUGAGGGCGACGCCCUUAUCGAACUAGGAACCGAAGACUUUAUAUUUCCUAAAGAAUCAGAAAAUUUAAACAAUAUAAGCAUUGUUCCCGAAAAUAACGCAGCCGCUAUUGACAUUGGCGACGAUGAUGUUACUAAACUUUUAGGCGCGCAAGACUGCAACAUCAACAGUCAACCAGUGACAGAAACACAAACCAACGAUAUCACUAUGACUGAACAAGUUAAACCUAAAAACAACUUCGUCCAAUUCCACAGCGCACACUUCGACAUCAGAUCUUCUCCUAUUAAAACGUCUUCGACUGUAUUCCGAAAGUUCCAGAUUGAUCCUAGUAAAAUGAGCAAUUACGACGUUCAAGUAAUCCGCUCCUUAGAAAUGGUGAACAAACCUCACGACAAACGCAUCUCGCUAUCAAAUCCUGACAACUUACAUGCCUCUAUCCCAAGUUCCGACAGUUUACAUCUAUCAAAUUUGGAUAACAUACGUGUUAGUCUGCCAAAUUCAGACCAGAUGCAACAAGUUUCUUUAGUAAAUUCAACUAACAGUUUACAUGUUUCAUUACCGAAUCCAGAAAAUGGGCAACAAAUUACCAUACCGAACUCAAAUGCUUUACAUGUUAGUAUGCCGACGUCCAGCAGUAAUAUUCAUGCGAUAUCCAAUUCUGAGAACAGGCUGCAUGUAAGUAUGUCUAGUGCUGACAACAGGCUGCAUCUGAACCUACAAAACUCGAAUGACCUACAUGUUUCAAAAGCUAAUCUGAGUAACGCUUUACAUGUUAUUGCAAAUUCAGAUAACAGUUUACAUGCAAGUAUGCCAGACUUAAAUACCGGUCUACAUAUUCCAAAUUCGAAUAAUAAUCUUCAUAUUACUAUCCCGAAUUCGGAUAACAGGCUUCAUGUUACUUUGCCAGAUUCUAAUGAUGAUUUACAUGUGAGUAUGCCAAGUUCACCAAACAGCAUACAUUUGACGUUACCCGGUUCAAAUGACGUCAAUAUUCCAAACGAUAGCUUACACGACCUUUUCAAAGACGACCUAUCAUGUAAAGACACUGAUGUUAUAGACCCUGAUCUGAAAGAUUGGAUUAUAAGUACAAGUGAGAAGUCGGAAGACAGUUUUACCAAGUCUAAUGGCCUCAUCGAGCCGUCUUUAAUACACGUCAGGGAUAGUGAUGAUAAAUCAAUGGACCCACUUAAAAACGUCGAUCAUGGUGACGACAUGCCGUCGCUAGACACAUCAGAUAAUCGCCUGCUGUCGAAUCAGGGCGAAUCAGUAUUAAACUUUUUAGAUACAUUAGGUAAUGACUUAUACCCAGAGACUGAGAUUAGAAAUAAUGGUGUGGACUUCCAAUUGGAUCUGUUCGCAUUUCAUAAUUCAUAAUAUAAUUAAUUAUUGUUAAGAUUAAGAACAACAUUAAUUUAAGGACUUAUUACAAAAUUUAUAUUUAAGUAUAUUUUUAGAGAAGUAAUAGAUUUGUACUUAC
Molecule: messenger RNA, 3208 nt
Organism: Trichoplusia ni (cabbage looper)
Lineage: Eukaryota; Metazoa; Arthropoda; Insecta; Lepidoptera; Noctuidae
Exons: 8
Coding region: 190-3105 (971 amino acids)
Source: RefSeq, a predicted model, not a curated record